CGUAAUCAUGGAACCGUUCAAUGCACACACACACGCGUUACAUACCCUGGAAACCAGGACAUCUCUCUCGUGCAGGUGCUUUAGUGGCUUUGGUUAUGAAUCUCGCCACUAAAUAAAUAAUGGCUCAAGGAAGAUGGUGAGAAGAUGCGGAUAUGUUGGAAAAUGCUGUUGCUUGCUGUUGUCGCUGCUGGCUUCUUGCUGUCGCUGGGCUUCUUGCUGUCGGCAAAUCCCCGCCGCCGUUAGCAGCACUUCACCGAAAUCGAAACCACCUAGAUAAUCAGGUCUUCUGCAGUUGCGUUGGUGGUGAACGAACCAGUCGGAACAUCUCGAUCGAAAGCCUCUUUUAAUGUUUUCAUUGCUAUCGUGGCGUAACUCGAUCACUGAACAAUGGGAUCGUAGCGUGUUGUGUGCGAUAUCGAUCGAUAACUCCGAGGCCCGACCGCGCACAUCUCCGAUAUAUAAUAAUUUUCCCAAACCCAGGGACGACCUCAGCAACUACUUCCACCAACAAGACAACACACGACUCACGAUCUAGACGAGCGCGAGGAGAGAGAAAGAAGCGCAGAGGAUAUAUUAACGAACUCAGUGCGCACACAGUAGCUGCACACACGAACUCGCCGACUGGAGGUCGAGAAACUCGGAUAUACCACCAUCGCGCCUGCAAUCCCCCCCCCCAACUCGCGCGACACCCAGCCAGAGCCGCGACGAUGAAGCUCCCCCCACGCAUCCUCUCCACGGCGCCACUGAGACGAAUCGCGCGCCCAGCGGGACAACGUGUAUUUGCCGCGCGCUCGCGAUAUGCUUCUUCUACAUCACCACUAUCCUCGCCAUCUCCCACAACUGGACACACCGACGCGGCGGGGCAGUCGCAUUCGCACACACACUCACAACAACCGGCGCAACAGCCAAAAACACACUACACCCUCUUCCCCCUCACCCUCCCAUCCGGCCCUCCCCCAGCAGGGGAAUUUGCGAUAGACCUCCCCUCCCUGCGCAGGGAGUACCUCCGUCUCCAAGCCGCUGCGCAUCCAGAUGUGCACUCUGGUGCUUCAAAGGCGCGCGCUGAGGCUAUGAGCGCGGUGAUAAAUGAUGCGUAUACGACGCUGAAGGAUCCGUUGCGGAGGGCUGAAUACAUCCUCUCCCUCCACGGCAUCGACACCAAGAAAGAAGGAGAAAAAAUGGGCGGAGGUCUCGGCCUGGGAGUUGAAGGUGGGAUAGGGGGAGGAGGAGGGAUGGAGGAUAUGGAGUUCUUAGACGAAGUUAUGGAGGUCCGUGAAGCGGUUGAGGGGGCGGAGGAGGGGGAGUUGGGGGAGUUGGUUAGGGAGAAUGGGGAGAGGGUUGCGAGGUGUGAGGAGAGGCUUGGGGAGAUGUUGGGGAGGGGGGAGUGGGAGGGGGCGAGGGGGGAGGUGGUUAGGUUGAGGUAUUGGAGGGGGGUGGGGGAGAGAUUGGUUGAGAGGACGUAG
Molecule: messenger RNA, 1463 nt
Organism: Pseudogymnoascus verrucosus
Lineage: Eukaryota; Fungi; Ascomycota; Leotiomycetes; Thelebolales; Thelebolaceae
Exons: 3
Coding region: 708-1463 (251 amino acids)
Biological process (GO): [2Fe-2S] cluster assembly; protein complex oligomerization
Cellular component (GO): mitochondrion
Molecular function (GO): protein-folding chaperone binding; ATPase activator activity
Source: RefSeq, a predicted model, not a curated record